CGGCGUACGAGAAACCAUCGCCAGAACGCAGCGAAUGCCUUGAGCGUUUGCAAAGCCUCGAACGCCAAGUGUGCGACAUGACAAACGAGUUGUAUAAUGAAGCUGAGGGGAAUUGCUUUGCAUUCUUCAAAUGCAGGUGAAUUCCACGAGAUUGAGUUCCUCAAACAGCACACUAUUUACACAAUUCUGCUCAUCUCAUUCAUGGGACCCCGACAUGCUCGAAUGCCCCAGGCCCAUUAUGAUGGCUCGAACGUGAUUAUCUACAAGACCGAACUUUACGAUUUCACCAAGGACAGGAGCGUCAAGGCCCUGACACUUUUCUCACGAUGGGCAGCUUCGUCUGGUGUUGGGGACACGAGACCAAAGAAAACCCAACUCGAAAGUCGCUCGCUGACAGUACAGUGGUCCCUUCGCGCCACGAAGUUACAGUGUAAUCUUUACUCCUUUUGGCGUUUGGUUUGAUUUGAUCUCUUGAUGGUCGACAAAGUGGCGUUGAAAUUGGGCAAUUUACUUGCUGUGUCGCUUUCCUGUGUUGGGUAUGUUGAAUAUGUUGAAUCGCGUGUUUGUACUCUGUAUCAUCAGACGGAGUCUUUCCAAGCACUUCUAUAGAAUCCUGACUGCACCUACAAUAUCACGAACACAUUCUCCAG
Molecule: messenger RNA, 650 nt
Organism: Aspergillus glaucus CBS 516.65
Lineage: Eukaryota; Fungi; Ascomycota; Eurotiomycetes; Eurotiales; Aspergillaceae
Exons: 2
Coding region: 97-462 (121 amino acids)
Source: RefSeq, a predicted model, not a curated record